Penicillium daleae is the source of this 765-nucleotide messenger RNA. RefSeq names its product adenylate kinase ADK2. NCBI's taxonomy places the organism in Eukaryota, Fungi, Ascomycota, Eurotiomycetes, Eurotiales, Aspergillaceae. Gene Ontology annotation, cellular component: cytoplasm; mitochondrion. Gene Ontology annotation, molecular function: ATP binding; AMP kinase activity. Bases 1 to 765 code for a protein of 254 amino acids. The transcript is spliced from 2 exons. The record is from RefSeq and is a predicted model, not a curated record. Gene Ontology annotation, biological process: nucleobase-containing compound metabolic process.
AUGUCGCACUCAACAAAGCAGCUCAAGAAGGCUGCGCGCAUAAUUCUUGUUGGUGCGCCGGGGGUGGGAAAGGGUACACAGUCAGAGCGUCUGCUGGCUCGGUUUCCCCAGCUGGCCUCAAUCAGCUCGGGAGACCUCCUGCGCGAGAAUGUGCGCCAGAGGACGCCACUUGGCCUUGAAGCCGAAGCCGCAAUGCAAUCAGGCAAUCUGGUGCCAGACUCGAUGAUUCUUAGCCUGAUUUCCUCCGAAUUGAAAUCCAAGGGCUGGCUCCCUCCCUCGUCACCUUCUGAUUCCUCCUCCUCAAACUCUGUCGAAACCUCGUCCUCUCAGUCCUCCACCUCAACUCCUACCCUAUCACCCUCCGCUUCAUUUAUCCUCGAUGGCUUCCCCCGAACCGCCGUUCAAGCAACCAGUUUGGACAGUCUAGUCCCGGUGAACUUCGUCGUGAAUCUCAUAACGCCGCCUUCUGUCAUUCUCGCUCGCAUUGCAUCCCGCUGGGUCCAUGAGCCCUCGGGCCGUGUCUACAAUACAGAUUUCCACGCGCCAAAGGUGCCCGGAAAGGACGAUGUCACAGGCGAACCAUUGACGCAAAGAGAAGAUGACUCCAUUGAUACGUGGAAGCAACGGCUGCGCAAGUUCGAGGAGACUAGUAGGGCUCUCCUCGAGCAUUAUGACCGUCGUGGCUGCCUCUGGCGUGUGGAGGGCAAUUCGAGCGAUGAAAUUUCCCCUCAAUUAUUCGCGGAAAUUGAGCGCAGGUUCUGCUAA